Molecule: messenger RNA, 2151 nt
Organism: Aspergillus pseudotamarii
Lineage: Eukaryota; Fungi; Ascomycota; Eurotiomycetes; Eurotiales; Aspergillaceae
Exons: 7
Coding region: 1-2151 (716 amino acids)
Source: RefSeq, a predicted model, not a curated record
AUGGAUUCCGAGAAAGCAGAGCGGCUAAGCCGGCUCCAGAUGGAAGAUCUGGGAACCGCCAGGCGGGAACACAUCUCUACCACAGAUAGCAGGAAGGUAAAAAAGGCCCGUUUAGAAGAUAUCGAAGCCACCCGACUAUCGAAUCAGCCCGGGACGGAGGCUCAGCGUUUAGCUGAGCAGAAUCGGCAACAGCUCACCGAAUGGAAGAAUGUAUUCAAAAGGAUAGGUGAUACCGUGGACGUAGAGAGUCUCGAUGAGCUCCUAAAUGGCCAAAGUCACCGUCUUCAACUGAGGGCCGCUUUGCACGGAUCUGGCAGCUAUGACAGUGGAAAGUCUUUAAAGACGACGGACGACUACCCUAAGCUAUCAGAAGCUUCACUCUCGGCGUCUACUAGGGGUUCUAGAUCGCGAGGUCGAGGUCGCGGCAUAGCUGGCACGAGAGGGCGUGGCGAUGUGAGAGUCGUAUCUGGCAGAAUCCCGUCUAGCACUUCUAAUCGUGCUUCUGAUUCUAAGCUAGGGCACCGCGCACAUCAAGCUUCUGGAGCCUGCAGGACUUCACUAGACCCGGCUCUAGAAAUAAACAACAGUGAUUCUAACGGGAAAGGUUACGAGAAACAGGCCCAGGAUAAGCCACCGUAUCAGUUUGGGGGGAACAGAGGAAAUGGCAAUAGGAGUCAAAUGCCAGCCGUUGUCAAAACUAGACGACCUAUGGACGGCCUACCAAGGCUUCUUAGCCCUCCUGAGUCUUUUCUAGCAGAAGCCAGAAAAUUGCUCCAGAGGGUCUCAGAGGCCACACCUGCUGCUGCCCAGAAUGAAUCUAACCUCCAUAGUACUCCUGUAACGGCCUCACCUUGCGAAAGCCGAACGGCACAGCCCAGCACCGCACAAAAAACCCCUCUGCCAAACAAUAAAGCUGAGGCCGGUCAUGAUGAGCCAGCAUUAAUGACUACCCUUGCAAUAGCACCCCAAGAAAAUCGAAUGCCCCAGCUGAGCACUGCCCAAGCCACUUCUAAUCAAAUCACCAGUGACAUGCCUAAUCAAAAUCCAGAAUCCACUAACGGUAUCCCCACAACUACAAACAAGGAUCAGUCGGCUUCGGAAUCCGCCCUCAAUAGAACUUCCUCGGAAGUUCUUCUUGAUUUGAGUAGUACACCACCCACAAAGGACUCAUUUCUAAGCGACAACAACCUAAUAAUGAGCCCUUCGCUCCAAGAGCUGGAGGGUCUGGAAUUCAUGCAGAGCUUAACAAAUGCCCUUGGAAGCACAUCGUCGCCCAUUUUCCAGAGGCUUGACUGUGAGGAGCCCUCAAAGAAUACAAUCUUCGACGGGAAAAGCUCGGCUUUCCAUCAAGCGGAUGAAGAUGGACCGUGUGAUAAAUUCCAGCGUGAUAUAGAAAUGCUCUGUAAGCUAAUGGCGUCAACAUCACUUUCGGACAAGCAUCGUGAAAGCUUGGAGGAAUGCAAAGCGGAGCUCGAGGCAAAACUCCGGAAUUUCCAGCGCACACCUCCGCUAAUUCCAGCCACUUUAGAAUCUUCAGCUGAAAGCCCUAUUGAUGGAGGGGGCGCUUUGCCUGUCUCAAAAAAUCGAGACAGUCCUAGUCUACUAAGCCGCCUUAAUGUGACGGCCGCCCCGUUCGUUCCAAGUAGACUCGAUAUGUCACCCACCCCCACUCGAGCACGAGCCAAAUCCGUGUCAUUCGCGGUACAUCCGGGCCAUAUAAUUGGUAACCACCUGCUGCCAGGUCGGCGUGAGCCUCAGGUUGCAGUACAGCCCAAGGAGACUCACAUAUUUGGUGAUCACGUACUCCCUGGUAGACGUCAAGUGAGCGAGUCGAGCAGCACUCAAAUCAAGUUCAGUAUCCCAAGGAAACGAACAGUGCUGCCAAGUUUGAAAAUCCCGGGGUUUGGAGGGCUUGAGAACCCUGCUCUAGAUUCACUCCACCCUCUUGGCGAUACUCAACAGACACUUCUACAUACAGGACCAGUAAACAAGGUUGUCCGAAAACCCAGUGCACCUGAAGAUCAGUUGCAGCAGUCAAUACACGCACCAAAGGAGAAUAAAACCCCAGUAACUCGAUCGGUUGGACAAGCCUUGGGUGGCCUUCAAGCUUCGAUCUAUGCGGUUCGUGAGGAAAGCAAGCCCAUCCGUUGA